This is a messenger RNA of Conger conger (European conger), 7717 nucleotides long. RefSeq names its product cadherin-like protein 26. The record is from RefSeq and is a predicted model, not a curated record. The transcript has 15 exons. Gene Ontology annotation, cellular component: plasma membrane; adherens junction; catenin complex. Gene Ontology annotation, molecular function: calcium ion binding; cadherin binding. Lineage: Eukaryota; Metazoa; Chordata; Actinopteri; Anguilliformes; Congridae. The coding region runs from base 1916 to 3958 and encodes 680 amino acids. Gene Ontology annotation, biological process: multicellular organism development; cell-cell junction assembly; calcium-dependent cell-cell adhesion.
UUGCCACAAGGCGACGCACUCGACUUUAUUCAAGACCCAGGACUGAGUAAGCACAUAUAGUGCGCUUUUCAACGAAACAGGGGGGAUACCACAGUGACCUCAUCCCCUAGUGCAAGAAACCUUGGGAGUGGUGAUGGACAACAGGCUAUCCUUCUCUGAGAACAUCGCUACGGUGACCCGGGCGUGCAGGUCCUUCUGUACAACAUCCGGAGAAUCCGACCCUUUCUCACCACCUACUCCACUCAGCUCCUUGUUCAAGCAAUGGUCCUGUCCCGCCUGGACUAUUGCAAUUCUCUGCUGGCUGGCCUUCCAGCAUCUGCCAUCAGACCCCUACAAUUGAUCCAGAAUGCUGCAGCCCGUCUGGUAUCCAAUGUUCCCAGACAUUCACAUGUCACCCCCCUGCUCCACAACCUCCACUGGCUGCCUGUUAUGGCUCGCAUCAAAUUUAAAACUUUGGUGCUCGCAUACCAGGCAGUUAAACGAUCAGCGCCUGUAUAUAUUCAAUCCCUUAUCAAGACUCAUACACCAACAAGACCCCUCCGUUCUGCCACUUCGUGCCAUCUGGCGCCUCCUCCUCGCCACACUUGCACCUCACGCUCACGACUGCUGUCUGUCCUGGUCCCACGGUGGUGGAAUGACCUCCCGGUGGAUGUCAGAACGGCAGAGUCUCUGACCUCCUUCAAGCGCAGACUGAAGACCCAUCUCUUCAGGCUACACCUUUCCCUCCCCAACUCACCACCAUGAUUAGCCUUAGACUGUAAUGGCACUUAUGUAUAGAUUGUAUAGAUAUUGUUACUUGUAUAGGUAUUGUUAUUUUUUGUAUUCUAGCUGCAAUUGUGGCAUGCUAGUUUGAAAGUUGAUUGUACUCUUAAAGGGUUCUGAUUUUCUGCAUGUUUACGCUAGGACUAUACUGUCCUUUCAGGUCCUCUUUGCACUUGUUCUUGUGUUUAAUUUGCACUUUGUUGUACGUCGCUCUGGAUAAGAGCGUCUGCUAAAUGCCAUGUAAUGUAAUGUAAUGUAAUGUAACACAAAUAACCACAUUACAACAGUGUUAUGCAGCAACUCUGAACAGAAAACGCGUCAUAACUCUAAGUUGAUAAGCUACAGCAGUAGAAGUCUAUAAAAUAAGUAAUAAAUACCUAAUAAAUUGCUCACUGAGUGUAUUAGAGAUACACAGGUACAGGCACACUUUCGCUUCCCUUUUUAGUUCUCAGGUUUCAUCUGUUUCUUUGUCACACAUGGGUGCAGACUCACACACACACUCACCGCACACACACACACACACACACCCACACACAGAUCUGUGUCCUUUGUGCCAGUUGUCUCGGUGUGAUUUGCUUCCUCAUAAGUACAGCCACUGCUGGCACGCUGGUUCUUCGCUCAGUCAGGAGAGCAGCCUGAGGCAGUCGCUCUGCACUAGAUGACCCUGUCUGUAUCAGCAACUUGCCGCGGAGAGCAGAACACGCAGAAAGAGAGCCUGGAUCAUAAACACAUUCACCAUUGAGGAAGAACACCAGGGCACUUAUCCUUAUCUGCUUGGCACAGUAUGUGUGCAACAUGAUUGCUUUAAAUUGUGUUCAUGGUUUGUAUGUCUACAUUACAGGAAUAUUCAGUACUUCAGAGUGUUAGAGAGAAACAAACAUGAGAUGUAAAAUGUAAUGGAUAACAUUACAUUAGUCUGCAAAGAGAAAUAUACAUUAUUACAAAUGGUACGUUUGAGAAUAAAUACAGUGCUUGUGCACUAUGAUUCAUUUAGAUUUCUGAUGACACUGAACACGGGGAUGUCUUAAGACUCACAGGGCCAGGAGUGACAGAGGAGCCCAUAGGCCUUUUUACAUUGAACAGCCGCACUGGAGACAUUUAUGUCAACAAGAGGCUGGACUAUGAACGUUUAACAAUUCUAAAGAAUGACACAAUGUCGCUCAUAUUAGAAGUGAUAACACAAUCUGGUGUGGUGAAUCAAAGAUUGGCUGUUGCAAUACAAGUGGAAGACAUAAAUGACAACCCUCCACAGUUCUCCAGGGGUGUGUAUAAAACCUCAGUGGAAGGAUCAACAGCUCAAGAGACAGCACUGGUUAUGGUAGAGGCCACCGAUAAAGACAAACCAGAAACAUCCAAUUCAAUGUUGGAUUUCAGGAUCAUUUCUGUCACUCCCAGCACGGAUAAUGUGGAGUUCUUCAUUCAGCAAAGGGGGGAUAACGCGGUCAUAUCCUUCAAAGGCUGUCUAUACUAUGAGAAAGUUACUGAAUACACCAUUCUGGUUGAAGCAAAGGAUCGCGGGGAACCGGUUCAACUCUCAAGUUCAAGCACUGUCAUCAUUCACAUUAAGGACAAAAACAACUACAUGCCUGUCCUUACAGGCUGCACGGGGGCAGGUCGAGUGGAAGAGAGGGAGUCCGGGAUGACUCUUUUCAGAAUACAUGUCACAGAUAAAGACACAGAGGGCACUGCAGCAUGGAGAGUGAAAUACACAAUAAAGGGAGACAAGCAAGCAAACUUUCAGAUUGAAACUGACCCCAAAAACAAUGACGGAGUCCUGACAGUUAUAAAGCCUCUGGAUUAUGAAGAGGGUUCAGAGAGACGACUGUCCAUCAGCGUAGAGAACGAGAGGCCGUAUGUCUUCUGCCAGGUGACGAGGAAGACUUCCACAGGCCCCUGGGAGGUGAUCGAAUCUGUGGCCAGUCCUCUCUCUGAGAACUUCACCAUCGUGGUGGAGGAUGCCAAUGACCCCCCAGCAUUCACAGAAAGGGUGAAGGAGGUCCGGGUGGAGGAGAACAAGGAGAUCGGAUACCCUCUGGGAAGGUUAUUUGCAGAGGACCGUGACAGAUUCUUCUCAAGUGACUUUGUGUACAUGAAAGCUGCUGACCCUGGGGGCUGGGUGAAUGUGGACCCCAAAACCUGCCAAAUUACAACGGCUGGGACAUUAGACAGAGAAUCACACCACGUGGUGAACAACACAUACACUGUAACUGUACAUGCAGUCGAUAAAGGCAAGCCCCCUCUGACUGGCACAGGAACUCUCAUCAUCCACAUAAUGGACCAGAAUGAUGAAUUGCCCCAGCUGCGUGAGACAGCUCUCUCUGUGUGUCUGUCGGUGCCUCCGUCCGUGGUCACCCUCAGCGCCUUUGACCUGGACGAGCAUCCGUUUAGCGGCCCCUUUCAGUUUGAGCUGCAGGGGGAGGGGAGGGGGAAAUGGACUGUCUCCCCCACUCACGGGACCGCAGUGAACCUGAGUCUGAUGAGCCGGGUUCAUACAGGGCUUCACCAGCUGCAGCUGAAGGUCUAUGACCUCCAGGGACGCUUCUCUCUGCAGAAACUCUCAGUCGCCACGUGCAACUGUUCUGUGACACCCAACUGUCUGAUCCGUGCAUCUACCGGCACCAGAGCCAGUGGCAAUGCCAUGGCCAUCAUGUUCUUCUCCACAUUUCUGCUACUAGGUUUGCUGCUGAUGUCAGUCUCUGUCACUUGUAAGACACGCACCUUUCUAAUGAUGGAAGAUCCUAAAGAGAGCUGGCUUUCAUUCAAUGUAGAAGCACUUGGAACCGACUGUCAGGUUCCCUCUCUACCCCUCCUUAUUCAGACUGAUAACCUUUCAAAGGAGAAGGGACUAGGACAGGCAAUUCAGAUGAAAGAAAAUCCAGAUUUCAGCUUCCCAAUAAAGAAUUGUAUUUCUACGAAUGGACAUUUCUGCCAGGAAGAUGAAGCCCUGUGGUCUUCGCUUGGAAAGGUACCGUGGUGCUCCCUGACACGCAGUCUGGAGCAGAGUGAUUACCGCCCCAAGGUCUACGCUUAUGAAGGAAAGCUAGGCACAGACGCUGAGCUGGACAGCAUCUGCCAUGAUGAGGAUGAGGCCGACUUUUCACCACAUGACCUCCUGCAACUGGAUCGAAAAUUCACUAGACUGGCUAAUAUACUCAUCCCCCAACCAGCACCCCACAAAGGCAGUUGGUUGGCCUAGAAAACCUACCCAGACUACAUUAUUAGUUGUUCAGGAAUGAAACAGGCCAGAGCUACCAGAACUAAUCCAUAAUUUUGUUAAUCAAUUGGCAUGACCCACUUUUUUCCCCCCGGACAUUACCAGAACUUUGGUUUGGAUACAGUCCCCAGCACACCCAUUUGUCCCAUUAUCUGGAUUUCCUUCCAAUUUUAACUUUAAUCCAAUGGACCUUUGCAGGAAAGGUCUUCAAUCAAUUGUGAUUUUCAGCUAAAAAAGAAUUAGAAAUGUCGUUCAUGCAAAGCUUGAGGAAACUUAGUAAUGCUAAACAAAUAUGCCCUUCCAGUACUUCCAUUUGGAGCUUGACAUAUUUUCUGUCAUGUUUUUUUCAUGUCAAAAUGACAACCAUCAAGUGUUGGAUCAUGCAGGGAGUAUUCUGAUAUCUCAACUCAUCCUGCCACCAGGCGAAAGGCCAUCCCAUCACUAUGUGACUUGCAUAAUACCUGCGUAAAAUAUCUGAAUUACAGUAAACCAAUGUCUAUUAAUAUCAGUAGACAAGCCAGGGCAGAACAUCCUGUUGUUUUUAGUUGCAUCUACCAGCAUCUACCAGCCAUGCCUUCAGUUGUGGCCUGUCUUACUAUGGGGCCAUAUUUUCUGGAAUCAAAUUUGAAUCCGCAUUGGCACAGUCACUGUCAAGGUGCGUGGCACACUGGGUGUGGCUCUUAAAUGUUGCCAUUUUCAUACAGUGAAGAGAGGGCGGCACAGAUCAAUGUGUGUGGUGCAGGUGAUGAAUUGGAAAGACUGUGCUAUGCAGGCACCGGCUGGAAAAUAGGGCCCAUGGUAUUUAUCUGCAAAACAGGUUUUUUAGUUUUUUUUCUUGGGGGUGAGAUAUUCUAUGGAUUAGGGUCACACACAUCCCACAUGCACACUUUUUUAUUUUAUUUUUUCUGGGGCCUGUGCUGCAAUAUUGUGCGGUUGAGGCAUUCCCACCAAAAGGAAUAGAAGUUUGAAAUCUACAUUGUUGAUGGAUAUUCUGUAUGCACUGCAAACUGGCUUGUUUUGAGCGCAUUUUUCUGUGUUUUUGGGUUUUAAAUAUGAUUGCAGCUCAUUCAUUUCAUAUGACUUAUUGGAAUCACCUGACUGAUUUAUAUUCUAGUUGUAUGGCAGCUUGUGAUCCUUUUGUCUUAUGGUGGCUCGAUAUUUAACUGGUGACAUGAUGCCUAUGGUUACAAAUUGUUGGUGCAUUGUGUACAUCACCUUUCUCAAAUGGAUAGCAGUGAAAGAUGCAGUGCUAUUCCUUCAUCAACUGCUAUUUCACAACCCCCUCACACUCUUACACACACAUUCUUCUUUUACACGCAGUUGCCCCAACUCUAAAUCUGUGGUGUCACAAUUUUCCUUAAAGGCAGAAAGGUUCAUUACAGUUUUUCAGGUUUUACAGGAGUCUGCACUAAAUCAGGAAGGGACAUCAGUAGUUUGUUAAGCACAAUCAAAACAAUGGAGAUUUUUUAUUGACAAAUGGCUCAACAGAACCUGUAUAGAACAAUGACAAACAACGUAUUUGAUUAAAUAUGCAGUACAUUCAAAUGUGUUUGUCAUUCAGGUCUAGGCAUGGCACAUUGCACAGGAAGCACUCCAAACAGUCACUUAACACGCAACCAACAGCUAUAGCUAAUUGCAAGUAUGACUAAAGCUUUGUAAGAUUUCCAAGCUGCAUAGCAUAUGCACCAAAGAGUAUUAUUGUUCUCCUCAAUCGAGCACUUCCUUCUUUUCUGCCAUCAGAUGCUAGCCAGCUCCUCUAGUACACUCUCAGAAAUAAAGGUAUGAAAAGGUUCUGAAAAGGUACUGCAGGGGCGGUGGCCUAUAGCCAGCCAUUUAUAUUUGAUUUGUGCAUUUUUUGCUUGGAAAGCAAACUCAUUUGUACCCAAAGAAAAUAUUAUUGUACUUUCUGGGUAGAUUUGGGUAGAUUUGAUCCGAUUUUUCAUGCCCUGGAAAUUGUAUCCCGGAUAAGCCCACAAUGACCUUCUGCAAUUGCAAGGAGAAAUAUAAUAGAUAUAAAAUGGAUGUAUUUACACAUAAUCUGUGGGCAAAUGGCAAAGAAAAUAUAUUUUUUGAGGUUAGGGUUGAGCUGCAACAUUAACAAUUAGCAUUAACCGUAACAAUAUUAAUUAGCAUAGAGACACAAAACGUUUUCUAUGCAGGUAUUCGAGUGCCUCAGUUUUGGUUGGGGAAUUAGAACAUACUGUUAACUUCAACCGCUAGGGGCAGAUGUUCAGUUUUCAGAACACAAAGGCUGAUUUCAGUGGUCAGAACAUUUGGUCACCGCUCGUCGAAUUAGUGUGAGAGCAGGCUGAAAAGACACCACCUCUGUCACUUUAUUUCUGAGAGUGUUUAAAGCUGAGGUUUUGCCAGCAGGUAAUAAAGAAAGCUGUUGAAGCCCUGCAGGUACAGCAUUUUGGGACACAUGAAACCUGCCCCACACGUGUGGGCACCGCCAAACGGAGAGUUUGAUGACAGCUGAGAGUGCCUUCCUGCCCUGACAAGCUCUGGCAGGUGAUGUAAAAUGGCCUAUGCUCCUGCUUUAUCCUUGGGAAAUGAAAUAAGGCUCUACUGCUGGUCUUAACUGUAUGCAAAUUAUGUCGCUUUGAGUUUCAGCUUGCCCCAUUCAGUUCUCUUCGCUGUGAGAACCUGCUUGCUUCCACAGAGGAAUGCAGUGAAGGACAUCCAAAGCAGAAAGAUCUUUUUGAGGAGAUUUAGCAAAUUGGGAUAAUGAUUAUGGAAUUUUAAGUCGAACAAAUUAGUCUUUUAUAUUAAAACAUUUGAUAUUGCAGAAGUUAGAAGAAGAUAUUGCAGUGUUCUGUAGCUUUGCUUCCUGAUAUCAGUUUCAGAAAACAGACAACAAUUUGCCUGUUAAAAGUAAAAAAAUAACAGGUGCCAGUACAUACAAGGCAUUGAUUUAUUAUUUAUACAAGACUUUAUUAUUAUUAUUAUUAUUAUUAUUAUUAUUAUUAUUAUUAGUAGUAGUAGUAGUAGUACAUUUUAUAUUUUAGUCAUUUGUGUAUAGUGCUGUUCUAAACAAAAAAUACAGUAAUUGUAAGUGCAAUUUUUUUGUUUUUGGGUUAGACAAGAGGGAUAUCGGAAAGGGGGGGGGGGGGGUUAGGAGGGAGGACUAAGGUACAGUUUGAAAAGGUGUGUUUUUAGUCUGCGUCAAAAUAGGGGGAGGGAUUCUGCUGUCCUGACAGUGGUAAGCAAGUCAUUCCACCACUGAGGAACGAGAACAGGCGUGAACGUGCAGCUCGACUGCCAGUUAGUCGUAGUGAGGGAACCAUAAGGCGACCAGAGCUGACAGACUGGAGUGGUCUAGCUGGGGAGUACGGAGUGAUUAAGGAUUUAGUAGUAGUGGUAGUUGUAUUGUUGUUGUUGUUGUUGCUGUUUAGUGUGCCAACACAUUACUGAAAAGAAAAUGUAUUUGGGUAUUUCACCACACAAAAGCAUAAGGACAAAAUGAAGAAUCUGUUCAGCUAAAGCUUUCUGGCAAUCUAGGAACUUUAGUAUUACAGUCAGUUCAUGAUAGAGAAUAACAUUUUUGCCUAAAAAAAUUAUGAACUUUCCAGUCAUGAAUAAUAAUUCAUUCAUGAUUAAAUUAAUUACUGAAUCAUAAAUUCAUGAUUCAGUAAUUCCACCAAUAUAUUUAAGGCUCAUAUUUUGCAUAGUUUUUGUAUAAAAUAUAUGAAGGUGUGAAAGGCUACAUUUUUCUUGAAGAAAAUAAGUACUAUGCAACAA